AUGACAAUCUCCUAUAUAGCAUCCGGUCAACUAUCUCAGACCGACUUCUUAGGGUUCAAGCACUCCGAGUCCGUCACCUGGGUUGGCUUGUGGAGCCCAUUCCUGCGGCAUUUCGCGCUUGAAGAGUAUUGGGCCUAUCUUUGGACGAAGGAAGGCCGCAUGGCGUCACUCAUGCUAGUUGUUGUCGUCAUUGGUCGGGUUGUUUGCACCGUUGCUCUAAUCGAGGCUUUCGAUUCGGCAAGUCCCGUGACUUAUGUUUUCCCGCAGCGCCGCGCCCGAGGCCUCGUGGGGGCUAUUGAUGCUGUCUGGUUUGCGCUAUCUGGCGUUAGACCACCGUUCGUCAUCGGCAGAGAUGUGAAGAAGCUUGGCGUAAGGCAAGACAGAUCGACAAGCUCUGCCGAGAAGCCUUCGUGGGCUUCUAUUGCCCAGACCGUCUGCACGUUCGUGCGCGUUGAUGCCUUACCCCAUUCUGCUGCGUCUCUCGAAACUUCUCGGCGCGCUCCUUACGGGGUGCCCGAUUUGCCUACGGCGAGCCUUCAAUUAGAAGAUUCGAAACGUCUGCAGCUAUCUAUGCUCGGUGAGAUCUCAUCACCUAACUCCGGAAUGUUCAUCAUGGCCGGACACCAGGUGUUCCUCGAGGUACUGACGUCCUCUAAGGCAGGCGCAUUUGCGGGCUCCGAGUCUUAUGCUCCCCCGACUAACGCAAUUCUGUGA
This is a messenger RNA of Laetiporus sulphureus 93-53, 714 nucleotides long. RefSeq lists its product as uncharacterized. Lineage: Eukaryota; Fungi; Basidiomycota; Agaricomycetes; Polyporales; Laetiporaceae. The transcript has 6 exons. The coding region runs from base 1 to 714 and encodes 237 amino acids. The record is from RefSeq and is a predicted model, not a curated record.